AUGGCCCGGGGCGAGGCCCCCCCGCUUCGCCUGAGCCUGGCCCCGCCGCCCGGCCCCGGGCCGGGGGAUGCCCCCCAGCCCGAGCUGGUGGCGCUCACGGCGGUGCAGAGCGAGCAGGGCGAGGCGGGGGCGGGAUCCCCGCGCCGCCUGGGGCUCCUAGGCAGCCCCCUGCCUCCGCAGCCGGGGCCCGGCUCCGGCUCCGGCUCCGCCUCGGGCUGCGGCCAGCGCUCCACCGCUGCCCAAAAGCGCUAUCGCCGUCUGCAGAACUGGGUCUACAACGUGCUCGAACGACCCCGCGGCUGGGCCUUCACCUACCACGUCUUCAUAUUCUUGCUGGUCUUUAGCUGUCUGGUACUGUCAGUGUUGUCCACCAUUCAGGAGCACCAGGAGCUUGCCAAUGAAUGUCUCCUAAUCUUGGAGUUUGUGAUGAUUGUGGUGUUUGGCAUGGAGUACAUCAUUCGUGUCUGGUCUGCCGGCUGCUGCUGCCGCUACAGGGGCUGGCAGGGGCGCUUCCGAUUCGCCCGGAAACCGUUCUGCGUCAUCGACUUCAUCGUGUUUGUGGCCUCGCUGGCGGUCAUUGCGGCUGGUACCCAGGGGAACAUCUUUGCCACAUCUGCCCUGCGGAGCAUGCGCUUCCUGCAGAUUCUGCGCAUGGUGCGCAUGGACCGCCGUGGAGGGACCUGGAAGCUGCUGGGCUCUGUGGUCUAUGCGCACAGCAAGGAGCUGAUCACCGCCUGGUACAUUGGUUUCCUGGUCCUCAUCUUCGCCUCCUUCCUUGUCUACCUGGCGGAGAAGGACGCCAACUCUGACUUCUCCUCCUAUGCAGAUUCCCUAUGGUGGGGCACGAUCACACUGACCACCAUUGGCUAUGGGGACAAGACCCCCCAUACAUGGCUGGGCCGGGUCCUGGCAGCCGGCUUUGCCUUACUGGGCAUUUCCUUCUUCGCCUUGCCUGCUGGCAUUCUGGGUUCUGGCUUUGCUCUAAAGGUUCAGGAACAGCAUCGCCAGAAGCACUUUGAGAAGCGCAGGAUGCCAGCAGCCAACCUCAUCCAGGCUGCCUGGCGUCUCUACUCCACUGACACGAGCCGAGCCUACCUGACAGCCACCUGGUACUACUAUGACAGUAUCCUACCAUCUUUCAGAGAACUGGUAAUAUUAUUUGAGCACGUGCGGCGGGCCCGUAAUGGGGGCCUGUGGCCCGUGGAGGUGCGGAGGCCACCCGCGCCCACUGGAGCACCUUCCCGCUAUCAGACCUUCGCCACCUGCCACCGGCCGGGCAGUGCUUCCUAUUGCCCUGGGGAAAGCACUAAGAUGGGCAUCAAGGACCGUAUCCGAAUGAACAGUGCCCAGCGCCAGUGCGGAAAGACUAAGCAGCACCUGGCCCCACCACCCCGAACCUCCCCAGGAAGCGAGAGUGAGAAUGUGAGUGUUGGAGAGCCCACCAGCCCCACUAAAGUCCAGAAGAGCUGGAGCUUCAAUGACCGGACCCGUUUCCGGGCAUCACUGAGGCUCAAGACCCGGGCAUCAGCAGAGGAGGGCCCCUCCGAAGAUGUGACAGAGGAGAAGGGUUACCAGUGUGAGCUCACUGUGGAUGAUGUUAUACCUGCCAUCAAGACGGUGAUCCGUUCUGUCCGGAUCCUGAAAUUCUUGGUAGCCAAGAGGAAGUUCAAGGAGACUCUCAGGCCCUACGACGUGAAGGACGUUAUCGAGCAGUACUCAGCUGGCCACCUUGACAUGCUGGGCAGGAUCAAGAGUCUGCAGGCCCGUGUGGACCAGAUCGUGGGCCGGGGGAGUGGGGAUCGUGCGGACCGAAGGUCCCGAGAGAAGGUAGAAAAGGUUCCUUCGGAUGCCGGAGAAGCCGGGGACGAGGUCAGCAUGCUGGGCCGAGUGGUCAAGGUGGAGAAGCAGGUGCAGUCCAUUGAGCACAAGCUGGACCUCCUCCUGGGUUUCUACUCCCGGUGCUUGCGGGCGGGAGCAGCUUCAUCUGCCAGCUUGGGCACAGUACAGGUGCCCCUCUUCGAUCCAGACAUCACGUCGGACUACCACAGCCCCGCAGACGCCGAGGACAUCUCUGUGUCCGCGCAGACACUCAGCAUCUCUCGAUCCGCCAGCGCCAAUAUGGACUGAGGGAGGCGCCCCACUCUCCCAGGGACCGGCCCUGGACUGGCCACCCAGCCUGGCACGGGCCCAGCAGGUCCCCAGGCCUCACCUGCCUGCCUGCCUGCCUGCCCUCCUGCCAUCCGAUCUUACUUGAACAGGCCUUCCUUCCUGAGACUCUCCUACCAUGCACUAUUGAGCUGCCAGGAUGGGGGAGGCACCCACAGCAGGCAUCUCGUGGGCAUCAAAGUGUCCCAGGCUGGGCAACCUCCAUCACCCUUUUGUCCCCGAUUCCAGAUGCUGGGCCCACCUCUGGUCAUGUAGCCAGGCAGACAGGCCCUGUCAGCUUUGCCAAGGGGGCCCCUGAGACUAUAGAGGGCCAUCCCAGGACCUGUGACUCUAGUGCCCAAUGGGAGGUAUGAGGGGUGAGCCCUUCCCCUCCCCUCCCAACAGCCAUGUGGCACCAUGGGCUCCCCAGACACCUUGGUCCCAGAACAGGGAUCGCUCUAACAGCUAUGCAAGACUGGUUCUCUCUCAUACCCCUCCCUGGAGGGGUGAGUUCUCCUGGGGAAGGCCCUGGCACUGUCAGGAAUGCUGACACCCUCCCUUCCUACACCUCUGGGGUCCUCUUCAGGCCCCACCUCAAAGCACAGUGAUCCCACCCCAGCAGGUGGGCACCAUAUAUGCAAACCACAUUAAAUAUGCAACUUUCCAGGCUGGACAGGGUCCCUUGGGGGCCGUGACCCACUCCCAGUCCAAGCUGGUCUCAGGCUGCCUCAGGCUCUGUGCAGCCCCACUGGGCUGGGGCCUUGGGUACCUGCUAGCAUGGUCAGCACCUCUCCUUCCCCACUGGGGCACAAGAAUGGGUGGGGGCCUUAUGGGCUGAGCCCCAGCCCUUCACCUCUCCUCCAGGACUCUUUUCAUGGGCAGUCAGCUCCCCAAUUGUCAGGGGAAGGGCAGCCCCCUCCCAAAACAAAACAAAAUCAAAAACACAUAUUGACUCCCUUCCCACCCACAGUUUCUCCCAGAAGCCCUGACCUUGGACAACUUUGAAACUGUAGGAUGUUUGCUGUCCCAGGGAAGUAACCUCACUGAGCCCUGUAGGGGCCCAGGGAGGGUGCAGACUCUGAAUGGAACCUACCUGAUCCCCAUAUCCCUACACCUGGUCCCUGUUUGGUAGGUGUGAAGAAGAGCCACCUCCUUCCCAACCAGGAUACUGUUUUCUUAAGGAAUUGUCUCUGCUAGUAUCCUCUGUACCCCUAGCCCCAGAGUAAAGAGGGGCAGCUUGGCCCAAGGACCCCAGCAAAAGGGUGGGCAGCACAGAGAGAGAAGCCUCAGGCCCCUACCCAGAGAACCACUCACAGCACACUCACACUCCCACUCUGAAUGCAAGAAAGCCCCGCUCCACUGCCUAGGGUUCGCCCUCCAGCUAUCACCGCCUCCCUGGCAUGUGCACAUUCUCUGACCCCUUGGAAACAUAACUUCAUAGAUUUCCCCCAUCACACACACACACACACACACACACACACACACACACCCUACAAAGUGGGGGGGGGAGGGAGACAGGGUCCCCCUACUUCUCCUAGGAGGGCAGUGCCUGGUGCCUGCUCUGUGCCAGGGAAGGACUUUGCAUCUCACACUCAAGAGCCCUGCAUGCACCCCUUCUUGGGAUGGGGGGCAUAGCUCCCCUCCCCCUGCUGCACUCCCUCCCACCCCCACCCCCUGCAUGCCCUCUGCAUGUGUUGCUGACCUUUGCACCAAGAGCCUGCCUACCUCUGGCCCCUCCAUGCCCUCCUCUGCACUGACCCCCAGAAAUCCUCCCUUGACCCAGAGAUGGAGCUGGAGCUGAGACCCUCAGACCAAAUGAGAGCCCAGAGUAGUCAGUCCCCUUCCUCCCAUCCCCCACCGCGAUCGAGGUUUCCCCCACUGACCUGGUUCUCAGACAUGCAAGUACCUCACUUUGUUAACUUCAUUAACUUAUUGGUUUCAUUAAAGUUUUCAGUAGAAGGUG
Molecule: messenger RNA, 4108 nt
Organism: Trichosurus vulpecula (common brushtail)
Lineage: Eukaryota; Metazoa; Chordata; Mammalia; Diprotodontia; Phalangeridae
Gene: KCNQ4
Product: potassium voltage-gated channel subfamily Q member 4
Exons: 14
Coding region: 1-2127 (708 amino acids)
Biological process (GO): potassium ion transport; transmembrane transport
Cellular component (GO): membrane
Molecular function (GO): voltage-gated potassium channel activity
Source: RefSeq, a predicted model, not a curated record